AUGCUCUCUCUAGUAUCUCCCGGCACGGUCGUGUUCGGCAUGAUCAUCCUGUCGCUUCCACUCCACCCCACUCUUGCCGCGCCACUUCUCAAGCCCCGCGACGUCCACCCUGGUGGAGUCAACUCCUGUUCAGACGUGGGUGUUAUCUUCGGUUCUAGUACAGGCUCCGCUCACGAUCAUGGGUGUUUUACACCCUCUCCGUCUAGUGGGGGGAUCGUUGAGCCCCGCUCGGAGGCAGCGCGUACCGGAUGGCCUGAUGCCGAUAGUACAGGCUCCGGUGACGACCAAUCCGACAACACGGGCAACAACGAUGCUACUAGGGAAGAGCAAGGACACAGUAACGAGAAGAUGGUGCCCAGUCCACUCACUGGAGACUGGGCGUGGAGCUAG
This is a messenger RNA of Peniophora sp. CBMAI 1063, 390 nucleotides long. The record is from the annotation of a GenBank genome assembly. NCBI's taxonomy places the organism in Eukaryota, Fungi, Basidiomycota, Agaricomycetes, Russulales, Peniophoraceae.